Molecule: messenger RNA, 405 nt
Organism: Saprolegnia diclina VS20
Lineage: Eukaryota; Oomycota; Saprolegniomycetes; Saprolegniales; Saprolegniaceae
Exons: 1
Coding region: 1-405 (134 amino acids)
Source: RefSeq, a predicted model, not a curated record
AUGUGCAAUUUGGACUCGGGAGCCAUGCAGCGCCUCACCGAAGCUGAGUGCCGCAUCUACAUUGCGAUAGCCUACGAGCAAGGCAAGGCACAUUUGUACCCGGUGGAUCCGCGCGAGAUGGCGUCGCACUUCUGUCUCGCGCGCCGGUGGACGUCGACGGGCGUUGAAGCGUGGGUCGUCCGCCGGCUCACCGACGUGCAGAUCAGCCCCAUGUUGCUUUCAACCACAGUGUCGUCCACCCCGAAGAAGACUGCCGUGGCUGGCACCAUGACGCGUUCUCCACACCUGCCUUCCACAGCCGUGACGUCCAUGUCCCCCGAGGGUGUCCCCCGCGGUAGCGUGGCCGGCCCCAUAACGCGCAGUCGCCUUCGCCAAGAAAAAGGACUCGUGCGUGAUGCUGGUUAG